AUGCAGGGAGAGCUCAAUGAGCAUGAGAAGAUUGUAUCAGUACUUCGGGAAGUGGACAUAGUUAUCUCCACGCUCCCAUGUCCUCAAGUUCUUGACCAACUCAAAAUCAUAGACGCCAUCAAAGUUGCUGGUAAUAUAAAGAGGUUCCUUCCAUCAGAUUUUGGAUGCGAAGAGGACAGGGUAACCCCUCUUCCCCUUUUUCAAGAUUUUCUAGAUAAAAAGAAAAAGAUCAGGAGGGUCAUAGAAGAAAUUGGGAUCCCUUACACAAUUGUUUCUGCAAAUUGCUUUGGUGCUUAUUUUGUUAAUAUCUUGCUUCGUCCACACGAGAAACAAGAUGAUAUUGUAGUAUAUGGAAGUGGUAAAGCAAAGGCGGUGCUAAAUUAUGAAGAAGAUGUCGCACUCUACACUAUCAAAGUGGCCAAUGACCCUAGAACAUGCAACCAUAUUGUCAUUUAUCGGCCCUUUAAAAACAUCGUGUCACAACUCGAAUUGAUAUCACUUUGGGAGAAGAAGAGUACUAAUCGGAGUUUCAAUAGGGUUUAUGUCCCUGAAGAAGAAUGGGUUCGGCUUUCUAAGACCACACCAGCUCCAAAUAACAUUCCAGUGUCUAUCCUUCACAGCAUAUUUGUAAAGGGUGAGUUGAUGAACUUUGAGCUGGGGGAGGACGACAUUGAGGCUUCGAGGCUUUAUCCAGAUCUUGAAUACACAACAAUCGAUCAACUUCUUGAUAUUUUUCUUGUUAAUCCCCCGAAGCCCACAAUUGCUGCAAUUGAAUGAGUGAAAGGCCAGUGAGAUAUGGAAUAAGUAGUUAUUGGCAGUUGUUGAACACAA
Molecule: messenger RNA, 831 nt
Organism: Quercus robur (English oak)
Lineage: Eukaryota; Viridiplantae; Streptophyta; Magnoliopsida; Fagales; Fagaceae
Product: eugenol synthase 1-like
Exons: 4
Coding region: 1-777 (258 amino acids)
Molecular function (GO): oxidoreductase activity
Source: RefSeq, a predicted model, not a curated record